AUCUACUGCAUCGCACUUUCCUCCCCUCUCUCCUCCUGCUAUAAGAAAAUCGUCAGCCUCCAUCUAUUACUCUUAGGAUCGAUUUGAAGCUUAAAAGUCUCUCCUUUCAGAUGGAUGCUGAUUACAAGAGACUCUUGUCUACGCUUCGAUCCCGAUCUGAGGUUUUAAUGGGCUUUGAAGAAAUAGAUGGUGAUGAUGAUUUCCAGGAGGAGUUUGCCUGCCCGUUCUGCGCAGAAUCGUAUGAUAUCAUCGCCUUGUGCUGUCACAUAGACGAUGAACAUAAUCUAGAGUCAAAGAACGCGGUAUGCCCUGUUUGCUCUCUAAGAGUGGGAAUUGAUAUCGUAGCGCACAUUACACUUCAUCAUGGGAGUUUAUUCAAGAUGCAGCGAAAGAGGAAAUCACGAAAAACUGGUUCACUUUCUCUUCUUCGGAAAGAGCUAAGAGAAGGAGAUCUACAAAAGUUGUUAGGAAUUUCUUCUCGCAUUGGUUCUACUACUGCAUCUAGUGGAACUCCUGAUCCUCUUCUUUCGUCAUUUAUCUCACCUACACGAUCACAUUUAUUUCCGGUGACUCGGCAAACGGAAAAAGUAUCGGACGAAAAACAAAUAGAGCGCAAGAGACAAGUGUGUAUCCCACCUGUCUCGUUGAAGGAUCAAGAAGAGACUAGGAAUAGAUCAGAGUUUGUUCAGAGGCUCUUGUCAUCAGCUAUUUUCUAUGAGGUCUGAUCAAAGCAAAGAAAAAAUAAUUGCGGAACUAUUACUGCGGGGAAUCAGACUUGAGAAGAUCUGGUUUUGAGAAAGAAAGAAAAAAAAAGUGGCUGGGGUGAGAAGAAGACGGAGAAGAGAUGCAGCUGUGAUAUCUAUUUCCAUGUCUAUGUAUUGUGUAUGUUUUAAUUAUAAGACCACAAGUAGACGCUGCUGAAUAAAUUGUGUGGAAUUGUGUGUGUUCUAAAGUUUAUUAAGUAGUCAAAACGUAAGAUGAAGAA
Messenger RNA from Raphanus sativus (radish), 985 nucleotides. Its product is annotated as protein DEHYDRATION-INDUCED 19. The transcript is spliced from 6 exons. Lineage: Eukaryota; Viridiplantae; Streptophyta; Magnoliopsida; Brassicales; Brassicaceae. Bases 111 to 725 code for a protein of 204 amino acids. The record is from RefSeq and is a predicted model, not a curated record.